GGCGCAGCCGCCUCUUCCGCCGGGUGGCUGCGACGCCAUGGAGCGGGCUGCGGUGCUGCGCAUCAAGCGGAAGCGCGGCGGGACUGAGCCGGCCGAGGCGCUACUGCUCGCCUGCAAGCGGCUGCGCACCGAGGAGGGCAAUGACGCCCAGCCUGUGGAGAAAACCCUCUUCAAGCUGGUGGCGACCGUCUCCUCCAAGAAUGAACCGGUUCAAAAAUAUGUACAGAAAGCGAUCGCUCGAGACAAAGCAGUGCAGAGUCUACAGCCCUCUUUAGGAAGCACUCAGCGAAUCCUUCAGGAGCUGCGCUCUUCCACGGAACAGAAAAGGAAGGAGAGCCGUUACCGUGUGAUAGCCAGCCAUCGACCCAGCUGUGCUGAAACAGCUGCAGCUGUCCCAAAUGCUGAGGCGUCGAGUGGUGGUGACAGAACGGACUCUGAAGCAAGGGAAGAUGCUUCACAAAAGGAGAGCACUGCUGUUGAUAAGAGUUUGGACUGCUGUGGGAAAUUCCAGUUGUUUGAUAUUGAACAGGAAGAGGAGCUGGAGGGAGACUCCAGUGAAGCUGCUGCAAACCCACAGCAGAAGACUGAUCCAGAUGUGAUUCUUUGCAAUGCAGUAGAAAUGAUCCGUGAGCGUUUACAUGUUUCUGAAGACAGUAGGAAAGGAGACCAUGAGAAAGAGGAUGAAUAUGUUUAUGACAUCUACUAUAUGGAAACAGCAGCUCCUGGCUGGAUCCAAAACAUCCUUUCUGUACAACCCUAUCAAGAAGAAUAUGAACUGGUACCCGAUGAUCACGGUCCAGCAGAAAUAUAUGAGGAUGAAGAUGAUGAAAACGAUGAAAACAACUGGCGCAAUGAUUACCCUGAUGAAGAUGAAUUCUUACCUGAGGAUGACUAUGAUGGAGAAAAAGAGUCUGAAGAGAGUCUCAGUGAUGAAGACCAGUGUUACAGGAGAAGAACAUGGAACAAAUACCGGCAGGAGGUUCUGCAGGAAUUCGGUUAUGAUGAGAUUCAAGAUCUGGAUUCUGACUAACAGCCUACUUUUGAAGAUGCUUUUGAAAGUCAUACUGCAGUAGAACUGACAAUCCAAACAGCUGCUGGUGGCUAUUUACAAGAAUAUUAAACUGAAAAAAAAAAAUACAAACCACAAAAGAGACAAUAAAAGCUCACAAAUAGCUGGACAACCAUUUUACAGUAAAGGCUGGGAUCAAUCUUUACAUGGAUGAGCUUUAAGUUAAACUGUUGCCUGUCUGGCAUUCUGAAACUUGGUGACUGGCAUGGUUCACCCUAAUGCUUACUGACUAUGCUUGAGUAUUAGAUACUAGAUUGGGAUUCCAGUACGUGUUGAAACCUUUUACUACUCAAGCCACCAACUUCAUCUGGUAGAUUUUAAACAGAUGAAUGUGAAUGUGGCCACUUAACAGUACAAAUUUUUGUUCCAAACAAAAGAUACUACAUACUUUAAACAAGAUUUCUCUGCUCAUUCUGUGAUGCAGAGAUUGUAAAGGAACUUUGUUGGGUUUUUUUUUUCAAAGGUGCACAGCCAAGCAUUUUUAACUGUACUUAGAGCACCUCCAUAUUGCAUAUGUCACAUUUCACAAGAUAACAUUUGCUGUGAUGACAAGUGGAAAAAGACCUGGUGCUUUCUACUGUGUUUGUUCCUAACAUUCAAGUUACUCUUGUAACAAUAGAGUGUAUAAAAUGCCUUGACCUGUCCAUUUCACUGCUGGAUUUCCCUCCAGUAGUUUUCCUACUGGAGUAGAACAAAGUGUGCAUUUAAACUGUAAAUAAAAACUUUUUGCGUAA
Molecule: messenger RNA, 1803 nt
Organism: Pogoniulus pusillus (Red-fronted tinkerbird)
Lineage: Eukaryota; Metazoa; Chordata; Aves; Piciformes; Lybiidae
Gene: SLC7A6OS
Product: solute carrier family 7 member 6 opposite strand
Exons: 5
Coding region: 38-1030 (330 amino acids)
Biological process (GO): developmental process
Source: RefSeq, a predicted model, not a curated record